Molecule: messenger RNA, 450 nt
Organism: Closterium sp. Naga37s-1
Lineage: Eukaryota; Viridiplantae; Streptophyta; Zygnematophyceae; Desmidiales; Closteriaceae
Source: the annotation of a GenBank genome assembly
AUGUCUCAUCUCGUCCCGUCCGCUCCAUGUUGUGCAGGCGUCACUUCUUUCCUCCUCUUCCUUUCCGUCCGUCCCUCCCCCCCUCCCUCCCUCCCCCCCUCCCUCCCUCCCUCCCUCCCUCCCUCCCUCCCUCCCUCCCUCCCUCCCUCCCUCCCUCCCUCCCUCCCUCCCUCCCUCCCUCCCUCCCUCCCUCCCUCCCUUUCUCCCUCCCUCCCUCCCUCCCUCCCUCCCUCCCUCCCUCCCUCCCUCCCUCCCUCCCUCCCUCCCUCCCUCCCUCCCUCCCUCCCUCCCUCCCUCCCUUUCUCCCUCCCUCCCUCUCUCCUUCCUUUCCUCUCUUUCUCUUCCGCCCCUUUCUCCCUCCCUCUCCUUCCCUUUCUCCCUUCUUCCCCGUAUGCACAUCUGUCAUCCUCUUCCCUUCCUCUCGUGCUCUCCCAGUCACGCACGCGCUAA